Molecule: messenger RNA, 2174 nt
Organism: [Candida] anglica
Lineage: Eukaryota; Fungi; Ascomycota; Pichiomycetes; Serinales; Debaryomycetaceae
Source: the annotation of a GenBank genome assembly
CGACCACCAUUGAUCAUUUAAUACUAGAUUGCACCAUCAAUACAAGGUGUGACAAGGUACAGAGCUGCACAUCUACGAGGACGCGCAGCCACAAGAACACGUUUUAACACGGUAACUUCGCACCACAAGAGUAACACGGGCCUAUGACCACAUCAUUGGCCACGGUGUUUGUUUUAGUUUUUAUUUUAAUUUUAUCAAUAGUGAUUUCAAUUGUCAAUCAACAACUUUGGGUUGAAGGCAGUGAAAAUUUGAAGAAAUUUGGUGGUUUGGACGUAAAAUUCGCGAGGUUUUCGAUUGGGUGGUGGAAAAAAGUUGUUAGUUCAAGUCCAAGAGUUUUAGCAACCACUACAACUGUAGGAUUAAUAGUAGCAACCGUUUACAUAUUAUACGGAACUAAUUCCAAAACAUUUGGAGUUUUCGACUUGAUGCAAAGGUAUAUAGGUAACGGACCCGGGUCUAGAUUCCGCAGUGGUGGUAGACGUACGCGUGAACAUCGAUUUGCUAUGAAGAAUGGGGGUGAAGUGGGAGGUAUUGCCAAUGAGGGGAACACAUGUUUUAUGAAUAGUGUUAUUCAAUCGUUGGCAUCCUCUCGAGAACUUGGACUGUUUAUUGAAGGGUAUUUACAUCAAGAAAUUGAAGUUGGAACUGACAGUGAUGAAAAAGUAAUGGUUCGUAGUAGUGUACCAAAGGUUGGAUUAGAAUUCACCAAGGCAUUGAAAGAUUUAAUGGAUGGUGUUAAUGGAUCAUAUGGUACUAAGGGUAAAGAGUUCAGUACUAGAGAUUUACUUGCUAAUAUGCCAAAUGGUCCAAAACAGAAUUUUUUCUCUGGUUAUAAUCAAGAAGAUGCACAAGAAUUUUAUCAAUUGGUAUUCAAUUUGUUGGAAAGAGAAUAUAAACUUUCCAAAAAGAAUGAUGAAUCCAAAGAAGAUUCAGAGGAAAGUGAAAAGGAAGAAAGUCCAGUGGAUUCUUCAUUUGUAGAUAGAGAUGAAAUUGAUAAAUUUGUUUGUGGAUUCAAUGAUAUUGGAUACAUUGGUCCAAUAUACGUUCCAGCAGAACAAGUAGAUCCGAACUUGGUCGGACAAGUUGGAUCUGAAAACAAAUAUCAACCUUUACAACUUGUCACUCCAGUGGAUGGAGUAACAGUGGAAAGAGUCGGGUGUUUAACCUGUGGAGAAAUUGGUGGGAUCAGAUACUCAGUCAAUAGUGGACUUAGUUUGAAUUUACCCAAUAAAAAUGCAUAUGCAUAUGAUAUUGAAGAAUUAUUGGAAGAAUGGAUAUCUCCUGAUAUUAUUGAAGAUGUUAAUUGUAAUAGAUGUGGAUUAAGUCAAACAUUGGAAUUUCUUGAAGAGAAAAUCUCUGGGUCUACUGGGAAAGUUGCUACUAUGUAUGAGACAAGAGCUCAAGACAUUAAGAAUGAACUUGAAAGCCCCAUUAUUCUGGAUGAAGUAUUUGAUCGUAUGACUAUCAAACAAAUGAUCAAAAAGACCAAGAAAUCAAAGCAAAUUUUAAUGAGUAGACCUCCUCCAUUAUUAUCCAUGCAUAUCAAUCGAUCUGUUUUCGAUCCUAGAACUUAUCAGAUUGUUAAGAAUACUUGUAAUGUUAGUUUCCCAGAAAAAUUGGAUCUUUCAAAGUAUUCCGCUGAUCCUGAAAAUAUCAAUAUGGAUGCGAGACUACCACUUAAGAAAGAAGGACCAGUUGAAGAAAAAGAAGAAGAAGAAGAGGGAGAAGACGAACAGGAUGAAGUGGUAGAUAGUCGCUUGGUGUAUGAUUUGAAGGCUGUGAUCUCCCAUUAUGGAACUCAUAACUAUGGUCACUAUAUCUGUUACCGUAAACAACGUGGUACUUGGUGGAGAAUUAGUGAUGAAUCUGUUUAUGUGGUGAAUGAAGAAGAAGUUGUGAAUUCACAGGGGACUUUCAUGUUAUUUUAUGAAUAUAACGACGGGAGUGUAGAAGAUUUACAAGAAUUGAGUGAAAGUGAAGAAGAAGAGGAAGAGGAAGAAAUAGGAAAUGAAGCAAAUAAUGAUAGCCUGGACGAUUCAUCUACAAAGGAAGUUGAUGAAUCGGACACCGAAGAGAUUUUGGCUGGGAAAGAAGAUGAAGAUAGUAGUGAAGAUUUCAAUACUGAAGAAGGGCGUGCAUUUCAUAUAUAGAGAGAGAAGAAUAUAAUUUUGACG